UGAGGGAGGGAGGCUAUGCGGCAAAAACUCAGUGAGAAGCGUAUAUAUUCGAGCCAGCGAGCGGGACCCACACAGUCAGCAGCUGGACGCCAACCAACCACCAUGAACGCAAAGAUCGUGAUCCUCCUCGGCCUGGUCGCCAUGGCCGCCGCCGACAGUGACGAGUUCAGGGGUUACCGCGCCCCCAGGGCAUCCUCCGAGGAGUCCUACGAGUCCUCCGAGGCCAAGUACAACUUCCAGUGGGCCGUGGACCACGACCCCUCCAGCAACGAGUUCGGCCACCAGGAGGCCCGCGACGGUGACAACACACAGGGCUCCUACUACGUGCAGCUCCCCGACGGUCGCCUGCAGCAGGUUACCUACUACGUGGACGGUGACUCUGGCUACAUCGCUGACGUCAAAUACACCGGCUCUGCUUCUUACGAAUCUGACGAGUCCAACGAGUCCUUCCGUUAUUACGGAUCCAACGAGUCCAAGUAAAUCAGACGCUGACCUCACCGUCUUCACGGACAAGGCCUGAUGUGUACAAGUCCUCAACGUGACCUGUGAUGGUCGUGUAUUUAUCUAUUUAUUUUUCUAUUUAUUAAACCUUCUUCCCGCA
Scylla paramamosain (green mud crab) is the source of this 601-nucleotide messenger RNA. RefSeq names its product cuticle protein 7-like. Gene Ontology annotation, cellular component: extracellular matrix. The record is from RefSeq and is a predicted model, not a curated record. The transcript has 3 exons. Lineage: Eukaryota; Metazoa; Arthropoda; Malacostraca; Decapoda; Portunidae. The coding region runs from base 16 to 480 and encodes 154 amino acids.